Messenger RNA from Penicillium atrosanguineum, 1098 nucleotides. Its product is annotated as aspartate-semialdehyde dehydrogenase family protein. Lineage: Eukaryota; Fungi; Ascomycota; Eurotiomycetes; Eurotiales; Aspergillaceae. Gene Ontology annotation, molecular function: NAD binding; aspartate-semialdehyde dehydrogenase (NADP+) activity; protein dimerization activity. The coding region runs from base 1 to 1098 and encodes 365 amino acids. The transcript has 3 exons. The record is from RefSeq and is a predicted model, not a curated record. Gene Ontology annotation, biological process: L-threonine biosynthetic process.
AUGGCGCCCUCGUAUCCCAAGAAGAAGUGCGCUGUGCUCGGUGCCACCGGCUCUGUUGGCCAGCGCUUCAUUCUGCUGCUGUCUGACCACCCUUUCCUGGAGCUCCAUGCUGUUGGUGCCUCGGAGCGUUCCCUUGGAAAGAAGUACAAGGAUGCCGUCCGGUGGAAGCAGUCCUCUCCUAUGUCGGAAAGUCUCAGCAACCUUGUUCUGCGCGAAUGCAGCGCCGAGCAGUUCAAGGACUGUGACCUUGUCUUCUCCGGAUUGAACAGUGACAUCGCCGGCGAGACCGAGAUGGCAUUUAUCAAGGCGGAGAUCCCUGUCUUCUCCAACGCAAAGAACUAUCGCAAGGACCCCAUCGUCCCCUUGGUCGUGCCCACUGUCAACCCCCAGCACUUGGAUCUCAUUCCUCAUCAGCGCAAGCACUUUGGCUUAAAAAAGGGUUUCCUGGUUUGCAACUCUAAUUGCGCCGUCAUUGGUGUUGUCAUUCCUUUUGCUGCCCUUCAGGCCAAGUUCGGCCACGUCUCAGAAGUCGAGGUGUUCACCGAGCAGGCUAUCUCGGGAGCUGGCUACCCCGGUGUUCCCAGUUUGGACAUCGUCGACAACGUCAUUCCCUACAUCAGUGGCGAGGAGGACAAGCUCGAGAAUGAGGCCCAGAAGAUUCUGGGCAACUUGAACUCCGAUGCCACUGCCUUCGACGAGCAGACCGGUCUCAGCAUCGGCGCUACUUGCACCCGUGUCGGUGUCACUGACGGCCACAUGGCUUUCGUUUCUCUUCGUUUCAAGAACCGUGAACAGGUUCCCAGCGCCGAGCAGGUCGUUGAGGCCCUUCGAGAGUACCAAUCCGAGGCUCAGAAGCUCGGCUGUCCCUCUGCACCCCCGAUGGCCAUCAAGGUAUUCGAUGAGCCUGACCGUCCGCAGCCCCGCCUGGACCGCGACAUCUCCGGUGGUUAUACCGUGAGUGUUGGACGUGUUCGUGAGGGUGCCAAGGGUGGUCACUUCGAUAUCCGUUUCGCUGCUCUCUCUCACAACACCGUCAUUGGUGCCGCCGGAUCAUCCAUCCUCAACGCCGAGGUGGCGGUCAUCAAGGGUUACAUCUAA